GACAUGUUAUUGGAAAAAAUGGAAUUAAAACAGAUGAAAGACUGGUAGACAAAAUUAAAUAUUUCCCAGAACCUACUAAUCUUAGACAACUAAGAGGAUUUUUAGAAAUUGCCUCUUAUUACUGA
Cetraspora pellucida is the source of this 125-nucleotide messenger RNA. Lineage: Eukaryota; Fungi; Glomeromycota; Glomeromycetes; Diversisporales; Gigasporaceae. The record is from the annotation of a GenBank genome assembly.